Molecule: messenger RNA, 2709 nt
Organism: Symphalangus syndactylus (siamang)
Lineage: Eukaryota; Metazoa; Chordata; Mammalia; Primates; Hylobatidae
Gene: SLC16A13
Product: solute carrier family 16 member 13
Biological process (GO): monocarboxylic acid transport; transmembrane transport
Molecular function (GO): monocarboxylic acid transmembrane transporter activity
Source: RefSeq, a predicted model, not a curated record
AGACCCAGUUCACCCACCACUAACCCUUCCGUGUGGCUCUGGGUGCUGAAACGGGCAGGACUUGGCCCGCUAGGUGAAGAGGAGACGGAAGCUUCCUGGCAGUCCCCGCGUCACGUGGGGCCCUACCUAGUCAGCCUCCUAACGCCCCUCCUUACGCAUGCGCCCAUUCACCGCCGGUCCCCAACAAUGCCUAAAUCCCGCCCUGCCCUUCUCGUUCCGCCCCUGCCCGGGAGCCCCGCGUCCUCAUUGGCGAGCUCUGGACCUGGAUGUUGGCCAGGGUGACCCGGCGCGGACACCCCAGUGAUAAAAUAGAUCAUCCACACGGAAACUAGCGCGCUCCAGGGGUGUGACCCAAACGCAGUUCCGCCCUCUGGCUCCCAGCCGAACACGGAACCGGGACCGAUCCGGCCCCGGCUUGAACUAGCUCAGCUCCGAGCUCGCGGAACCACGCCCCCGGGAGACUCUGGCCCGGCCAGCGCGGGCCAGGUCUUCAGUCCUAUAUCGCCCCCGCUUGGGAAAAGGUGCAGGGGCCUCUCGCCGCCUCGUCCGGACCUUCCUCUCUACCUGCCUCUCCAACCCCUCUCGGCCCCGAGCCACCCGGCAGCGGGGGUGGGUGUGCAGAGGUGCGGCGUCCAGAACCUGGCUCCCGCAGAGGCUCUGGGUGGCAGCAGCCCUGUUACGGCUUAGAUGGCGCGCAGGACCGAGCCCCCCGACGGGGGCUGGGGAUGGGUGGUGGUGCUCUCAGCGUUCUUCCAGUCGGCGCUGGUGUUCGGGGUGCUCCGCUCCUUUGGGGUCUUCUUCGUGGAGUUUGUGGCGGCGUUUGAGGAGCAGGCAGCGCGCGUCUCCUGGAUCGCCUCCAUAGGAAUCGCGGUGCAGCAGUUUGGGAGCCCUGUUGGCAGUGCCCUGAGCACGAAGUUCGGGCCCAGGCCCGUAGUGAUGACUGGAGGCAUCUUGGCUGCGCUGGGGAUGCUGCUCGCCUCUUUUGCUACUUCCUUGACCCACCUAUACCUGAGUAUUGGGUUGCUGUCAGGCUCUGGCUGGGCUUUGACCUUCGCUCCGACCCUGGCCUGCCUGUCCUGUUAUUUCUCUCGCCGUCGAUCCCUGGCCACAGGGCUGGCACUGACAGGCGUGGGCCUCUCCUCCUUUGCAUUUGCCCCUUUUUUCCAGUGGCUGCUCAGCCACUACGCCUGGAGGGGGUCCCUACUGCUGGUGUCUGCCCUCUCCCUCCACCUGGUGGCCUGUGGUGCUCUCCUCCGCCCACCCUCCCUGGCUGAGGACCCUGCUGUGGGUGGUCCCAGGGCCCAACUCACCUCUCUCAUCCAUCAUGGCCCCUUCCUCCGUUACACUGUUGCCCUCACCCUGAUCAACACUGGCUACUUCAUUCCCUAUCUCCACCUGGUGGCCCAUCUCCAGGACCUGGAUUGGGACCCACUACCUGCUGCCUUCCUACUCUCAGUUGCUGCUAUUUCUGACCUCGUGGGGCGUGUGGUCUCCGGAUGGCUGGGAGAUGCACUCCCAGGGCCUGUGACACGACUCCUGAUGCUCUGGACCACCUUGACUGGGGUGUCACUAGCCCUGUUCCCUGUAGCUCGGGCUCCCACAGCCCUGGUGGCUCUGGCUGUGGCCUACGGCUUCACAUCAGGGGCUCUGGCCCCACUGGCCUUCUCCGUGCUGCCUGAACUAGUAGGAACUAGAAGGAUUUACUGUGGCCUGGGCCUGUUGCAGAUGAUAGAGAGCAUCGGGGGGCUGCUGGGGCCUCCUCUGUCAGGCUACCUCCGGGAUGUGACAGGCAACUACACGGCUUCUUUUGUGGUGGCUGGGGCUUUCCUUCUUUCAGGGAGUGGAAUUCUCCUCACCCUGCCCCACUUCUUCUCCUGCUUCUCAACUACUACCUCCAGGCCCCAGGACCUUGUAACAGAAGCACUGGAUACUAAAGUUCCCCUACCGAAGGAGGGGCUGGAAGAGGACUGAACUCCACAGAGUCAGGCCCAGAAAGCCAGAGCUUGACAGCUCCAGGUCUUCGCUUGUCACAUCUUGGUCUCCAUAGAACCACAGUGCCUUAAGAUUCUUGAUCUGCCUCCCCCUAGAGCAGGCCUGGGGCUCCUGCAAUGUGUGUGCCAACCCAUUGUAUUUUGUUGAGGACUCUUAUUUCUCCUCCUUUCCUUUCCUCUCCUAACCUUCUCUUUUUUUUCUUUUUCCCGAGACAGAGUCUUGCUCUGUUGCCCAGGCUGGAGUCCAGUGACAUGAUCUCAGCUCACUGCAACCUCCGCCUCCCGGGUUCAAGCAAUUCUCCUGCCUCAGCCUCCCAAGUAGCUGGGAUUACAGGCGGGAGCCACCACGCCCGGCUAUUUUUUUUUUUUUUUUUUUUUUUUUUGUAUUUUUGGUAGAGACGGGGUUUCACCAUGUUGGCCAGGAUGGUCUCGAACUCCUGACCUUGUGAUCCACCCACCUCGGCCUUCCAAAGUGCUGGGAUUACAGGCGUGAGCCACCGCACCCAGCCUCCCCUAACCUUUUCUAAAGGACCCAGGAGUUUUGAAGGAUCCGGGAGCUCCUGCUUCACUGAGCUGUGAAUCAACUGUGAAAAUCAAAGGCCAAGAGACUUAUCAUGUUUUAUAUAACAUCUCUAGUGUUGCCUCCUAAGUUUCUUCUCUGAAGACACAUGUUUGGGAAACAAAACUGUCCCUUUGAGAUAAAAUCAAAUAAGAAAAU